Pangasianodon hypophthalmus (striped catfish) is the source of this 6247-nucleotide messenger RNA. It is a transcript of the gene hpse2, whose product is annotated as heparanase 2. Gene Ontology annotation, molecular function: hydrolase activity, acting on glycosyl bonds. NCBI's taxonomy places the organism in Eukaryota, Metazoa, Chordata, Actinopteri, Siluriformes, Pangasiidae. The coding region runs from base 211 to 1968 and encodes 585 amino acids. Gene Ontology annotation, cellular component: extracellular matrix; membrane. The record is from RefSeq and is a predicted model, not a curated record. The transcript has 12 exons.
UACAGCAGCUCGAUCUUAACAAACAGCGCAAAACAGGGGGGUGGAGGGGAGAGCAGAUUACAGGACUACAGCAAACAAACACUCACUUAAAGGGGGUGGACGACAGCACUUAAGGUGAUUUUAAUCACGUUAUUUUUCCAUAAGGCUGCUCAGCAGGGUCUCCUCCAACGCGCUGCGCUCGGCUCGGCUCGGCGGCUUUGUGGACAGAAGAUGCCCGGGCGAUUCUUCUCUCAGAUGUGCGGCUUGGCUGUGUGGUGGGCAUUUCUAAUCCAGUCUCCGAUCUCUUCCGCCAGCACUACCUACCGGCGACACGUGGCCGCUGAUAAGAGACAGAACUUUCUGGAGAGAACGCUGAUUUUGCUGGACGUCAACACGCGAAGCCCGGUGCGGCUUCUGAAUGACAACUUCUUAUCUCUGCAAGUGGACCCGUCGAUCCUGAAGAACGGCUGGCUGGACUUCUUAAGUCUCUCUCUCUGUUUCCUCAGUUCCAAGCGGUUAGUGACUUUGGCUAGAGGACUUUCUCCAGCUUAUCUAAGGUUUGGGGGAAAGAGGACAGACUUUCUCCAGUUUCAUAACCUGAAGAACUUAGCCAAGUUUAGAGGACCAGGACCAGACUAUUACCUCAAGAAUUAUGAGGAUGACAUAGUUCGAAGUGACAUUGCCCUGGAUAAACAAAAGGGCUGUAAGCUAGCCAGUCACCCUGACAUGAUGCUGGAGCUGCAAAGGGAGAAAGCGGCUCAGAUGCAGCAAGUUCUACUGAAGGAGCAGCUCUCCAACCACUACAGCGAUGUCACGAUAACAGCCAGGUCUUUAGACAAACUGUACAAUUUUGCUGACUGCGCCGGCCUGCACCUGAUCUUUGGGCUCAAUGCCCUACAUCGGAAUCCUGACAACUCGUGGAAUGCCUCUAGUGCAUUGAGUUUGUUAAAGUACAGUGCUGGCAAGAAGUACAACAUAUCCUGGGAGCUGGGCAAUGAGCCCAACAGCUACCGCACUAUGGUAGCUCGUUCAGUCAACAGCAGUCGACUGGCUCAGGACUACAUUAUGCUGAAGACACUGCUGCAGUCUGUCCGCUACUACAGCCGGGCCAAUCUCUAUGGGCCCAACAUUGGCCGUCCACGCAAAAACGCAAUCCUGCUACUGGACGGGUUCAUGAAGAAUGGUGGUUCUGUCGUUGAUGCAGUUACGUGGCAACAUUUUUACAUCGAUCGGCGUGUGACUAAAGUGGAGGACUUUUUGAAGACACGCCUUCUGGACACCCUGACAGACCAGAUCACAAAGGUGUUAAAGAUUGUGAAGAUGCAUGCUCCCGACAAGAGGGUGUGGUUGGGAGGAGUUGGUCCUGCAUGGGCUGGAGGCAUCAGCAAUUUGUCAGACACAUUUGCAGCUGGACUAUUGUGGCUAAACACUCUUGGCAUUUCUGCAAUGCAAGGAAUUGAUGUAGUACUUCGACACUCUUUUUUUGACUAUGGUUACAGUCAUCUAGUGGACCAACAAUUCAAUCCUCUACCUGAUUACUGGCUGUCUCUGCUCUUUAAGCAUUUGGUGGGUCCCAGGGUGUUGGCAGUGCAAGUUGCUGGGCUCCAAAGGAAGCCACGUCCAGGGAAAGUGAUCCGAGACAAGUUACGCAUCUACGCACACUGUACAAGCUUUACCAAUCACAAUUAUGUCAGAGGCUCCAUAACCAUCUACAUCAUCAACCUGCAUCGGUCGAGAAAGAAAAUAAAGCUAGCUGGGACAUUACGAAAUAAAACAGUUCACCAAUACCUGUUACAACCCUUUGGAGCUGAUGGUCUUCAUUCAAAGUCUGUGCAGCUGAAUGGAGAACAUUUGGUCAUGUUAGACAGUGACACUUUCCCUGAGCUGAAACCACGGACACUCAGAGCAGGACGAACAAUACUCAUGCCCCCAGUUUCCAUCGGCUUUUAUGUCAUCAAGAAUAUCAAUGCCUAUGCCUGUCGCAGAUAAUACACAUUCAGAUUCUCAUCCAACUGAAAAGGAACUGCCCUUCAUGUAAGCAAGGGUUGCACUGAAUCUCUUUCAAAAAUAUCCCUUCUCUUCACUCUACAAGACCAACACUGUUUCUGAAAAAGCAUUGAUUAUUCUCCUGCAUUUCUCCGCAUCCAGCUGACUUUGGUUUGUAGUGUUUCUUGUAUUUUGGGGGGAUGUCAAGAGGAGUUGUCUUUAAUCAAUCCAGUGCCCUGGGUUUGUUUGGUCUAGAUGUCUCCUUGUCAUUGGAAUGCUGGUCAUCCUUGAGGAUAAUCUAAUAUUAACUAAAAAAAUAAAAAGUAAAAAAGAAAUAAAAUAGUAGAACACUAGUUGUAAUACUAGAUGUGGUAUGCUGUGGUAGAGAACAUUACAGUUCACUCCCUGCAGCAAAUGAAUACUUAGCCAUGGGCAAAUCUUCUUUUUCUCAAUACAACAUACAAAUCCUUGUCACCUUAACAUGUAGACUUAUAUAAACAUAAAAAGUUCAAUCUUUUAUCCGCUCUGAUUAUUCCAGUUAUUUGAUAACAGUUUAGCGCAGAGUAAUAUUAUUUUUCUUCCAAAUAGGUAACUGGACAUAAACCCUGAACUACAAAUGUGACAAAAGAAAGUGUAUUUAAUGUUUAUUUAGCUCAGGAAAUGAGUAACAAUAUCCUCUCAUUUUAUUUAGUUCAUUUAUUGCUUCCCUCCCUUCAUACUGUACAUUAUUGGUUCUAUACCUGUGCAUGUUAUCCAAACAGACACACAUAUUGUACACUGCCAUAACACUGUAAAUGUUUAUUUCAUCUGAUUUCGUCUAUCUCAGGCUCGAUAAAAAUCUCUUUCCGAACUGUACCCAGCACUACCUUAUAGAGUAUAUUGUGUAAACAAAUGUACAGUCAAUCCCUUGUGCUGCUAGACGUUUGGUGAAUAUUAAGCUUGAUGAAUAACAAAUUAUUUGUAACAGAUAUGAGCAUAAUUAUUCUGUGUACAUAUGUUUAUCUUAGAUGUUUUGGUGUGUGCUGUUUCUUUACAUAUAUUAUUUAUAGAAAUAUAUAUUUGUAUAUAUUUUAGUUCAAUAAAUUGUUUAUCAUUUAUUUCAUUUUUUUAUUUUAUAAAGCAUAUGAGAGCCCUUCACAAGUAGGGACUUAUAUUUAGCCAAGAAAUGCAAUUGUCAUAAUGACUGCAAAGGUACAUACUGUUUCUCUAUAAUGCUUUUAAGUUUCCUCACAUUCUGACGAUAAACUUUUAAGUGGUAAAUUAUCUAAUUAUAAUGCACAAAUUGGAGCUGAGAGACUCCUGGGUGCUGGUUGCAAACAGUUUUGUAACUAGCUGAUAAGAGGCACAAAAGUAAAAUGGUAUGAAUCCUGUUAUUAAAUAUUCUUUCGCUCAAGCAUACUUGUUAAUCAUAUGAAGUGAAGUUUUAUUUGAUGAUAACCUCCAGUCAUUUCCAUCUUGGUAUUUAAGUAAACAUCUAUAAGUACUCGGCUGAUACAUAGCACAAAAACAAUCUUAACACAGUCUGGUUCACUACUAAGGGUUUGUCUCAAGGCAAGGUCAGUGCCUGAAGUUGUAAAAUAGCUUCUUUCUUCUAUGAAUGUGUUUACUGAUUAUUUGGAGUUGUUAAUAUUUUAUUCUUUUGUCAGAGCAUUGUUUUAUUGUGUGAAAUGUCUAUGUUUGAACAUCAUUUGCCUAAAUAUAUUUACAGUAAUAAAAUAAUAAUUUAAAAUGUACUUUUGUUCCAGUAGAACUAAACUUCAGUUUGAUUUUUAUUAUUAAAGCUAACUAGCAGUGUUUUUAGGCAGUGUUUUUAUGCACUGAGUUUUUAGGCAGUGUUUACGCAGUGAGUUUUUAAUAUAUAUAUAUGGGUAUCACUGUCAAUAUAUUAUAUAUAUUUGUAAAAUAACACUAUAGAAUCUAUCAGCUGUAUUAUAUUUUUUUGAGCAAAUAAGUCUGUAUCUUAUUAUAUGUUGUAACUUAUAUUUUUUUAUCUGUUAGAAGUUUGUCUGUUAGAAGUGCAUGUGGUUUUACUGCACACUGUACCUUCCCAGUAAUAUACUUACCAAUUAUUAAACUGCAUAUAUGAUAUAUUUAUGACAGAGGCUCAGUGGGAGAAAAAAAAGCAAAUCUAAGGCUGGCAUGGUGGUUCAGCGUAUAGUAUUGCAGCCUCACAGCUCCAGGGUCUGCGGUUUGUUCCUUUUAGCUCAGGUUUCUGUCUGUGUGUAGUUCUGCGUGUUCUCCCAAUGUCUGUGUGUUUUUCCUCCAUGUUCUUUGGUUUCCUCCCACCUCCUGUGUGUGUGUGUGUGUGUGUGUGUGUGUGUGUGUGUGUGUGUGUGUGUGUAAUUGUGAGUGUAUGUGUCCAUGUGUGUGUGCGUGCCAGUGCCUGAGAUGGACUGGCAUUCCAUCCAUGGUGUAAUCUCACCAAGCAUCCAGGGUUUCCUGGAUCCACCGUGACCCUGACCAGGGAAAGGCAGUUACUGGCGAAUGAAUGGAUGAAUGAAUGAAUGAAUAAAUGAAUGAUACACACUUGCAUACUUUUCACGCAGCGUGGAAGCUCCAGUGAAAAUUACAGAAAAUGACAAAUAAGCAAAAUGGAAAAUGGAAAUAAAUGUUUUCUGGUUAGGUUGUGAGUUAACAGAGCGCAGUGUUGCAGCACAUCUUUAGAAAUGCAAGGUUUAAAGAUAUUGGAAGAUAUUUUUUUAAUUAUUAUUAUUUAUACCUGGGCCCAAAAACAAAAGAAAUGCAGAAAUUAAUUAUGACAGGAAAAGGGAAUGGAAAACCAAAGACAGUCGGGUCAGGUCAGGCUGAACUGAGGAGGCUUCAAAGAGCACCAGGCAUGUUCAGGCCUCACACUGGACAGAUCCCAAAGGCUACUUGGCCUGCCAGGUCUCUCAGAACUCAAAUCAGCAGCUGGAAGCAAACUUUUGUUGUGAGAUGGAAGAGCAUUGCGUUGUCAGGAGAGGGGUGUAAAGCAGUCAGCGAUGGAGUCCGUUUGCAAACAGGCAAGUUGACAUUCAAAAGAGAUUAUGAGUAAUAGGCAAAUAGGAAAGAACCAAUCUCUAUAUCUUUCUUUCUAAAGAGAAACACCUUUAAGUAGCAGACAGGUUAUUUAAAGUUGUUUGGUAACCAGAAUCAAUAACAGUCAAAAAAUAACUCAUUCAUUCAUUUUCAGAAAUUGCUUUAUCCUGAUCAGGGUUACAGUCAUAAGAUAACUGACCCUUCUAAUACUACCGUAGAAGGGUGCAGACACUGCGAUAUUUUUUAUAGCAAAAAGUAGUUCCAUUCAGACUCAAUACAUUUUCUGUUUUGUCUCAGUUCUGUUGUAUGUUCCAACAUCUUCACACUUUAGAACAAGAUAAAUAACCCUUUAUGCAGAUGGAUCAAUGGGGAAAGUAUUUACACAGUAUUUACACAGCACAAGUAUCAUCUCUAUUAUACUGUGAACAUCAGAAAACUUCUCUAUUUCACAUAUGGUUCAUCUUAAAUGAGUCAACUUGGUCCAUUUCUAAACACAGACCUAGAUCAUUCACACUUGGGUUUGUUUGGUAAGGACCCAAAAUACUGACAUUACCCAGAAGUCCUUUAUGAGCAUAUUUUAUCAUUCAAAGAUAUUUAUCCACAUUUAAAACAUGGGACAUACUUCAAGGAAACUUGCUGAGUAAACACCAAGUUUAAAAAAACCAUGAAAACAUGCAUAGUUUACAGAACAAUAUUGAAGCUUCACAAGAAACUGGUGGGGAAAGCAUUUCUUUCACAGAACCAUAUGGCAUAUACAGACCAAAGCCCAUGGCAAACAAAACAAAACACCUAUUCCUCUUGAUAAGCUUUAUGUUUGAACAAAAAUAAAAGAAUAUUUUUUAAUCUUAUGAUGAAACAGAAUUGCUUUUUUAUCAGAUUAAUUAAGAAGCCUGCAAAACUAGAAAUUUGCAUUGCAGAUAUAUGCAGCUAUAAUUUAUCUAAGCUAAGAGGCCUGCGCACAGUCAGCAUACCUUUGCGUGACUAUGCCCUCUUAGCCAUGCAAACUGUAACCAAAUCCACUGUGAAACUGUUUAUAUUUUUGGAUCCAUUUGUAGUAUGCAGACCCACUCCUCUCUAAGCUGGUGGAUUUCAUGUUGUUUACACUAUGUAUACAGUAGUCAGCUUAAAUAAGGCUUAUGGGAAUGUUGUCGUCUCAGGACUCACUAAAUAGAUUAGGUAAUGUUCAAACAAUUUUAAAUUCUUACAGGUGUGAGGGAAUAACCCAAAUGAAGCUCUCGAAGUGUUAAUAUUUCUUCUGAAAAUA